CGACUGGAUAGCACAGAUGCUCAGUUUGUGGACGUGUUGCACACAGACAUCGAUGCUUUCGGUUUUAGAGCACCAAUGGGUCAUAUUGAUUUUUAUCCCAAUAAGGGAACAGACCAGCCUGGCUGUCCAAAAUGGUUGACUGGAUCCUCCUACUUUAAAUGUGACCAUCAGAGGUCAGUGUUCCUUUAUCUGGACACUAUAGAUCAGAAAUGUUCCAGCCUUGCGUUUCCCUGCUCCUCUUAUGAAGAGUUUCUGGAUGGAAAAUGCAUGAAUUGUGACCAAUUUGGUGAAGCUGGAUGUCCGGUCUUUGGUUAUGACAUUAUAAAAUGGAAGGAGCACCUGAUGAACCAGAGUAACACAAAGUACUACUUUAGCACCAAUGAGGAGUCUCCAUUCUGCAGUAUGUAUUCUCUAUUCAGCAGAAUAACUAGAGGGUGACAUAAACACGUUUUAUUAUACAUACAAUAACAGAUACAACUCAGUGCAUUCAGAAGUUAUCAAUUUAUUUUAGUACAAAC
Cyprinodon variegatus (sheepshead minnow) is the source of this 518-nucleotide messenger RNA. RefSeq names its product lipase member H-like. Gene Ontology annotation, molecular function: lipase activity. NCBI's taxonomy places the organism in Eukaryota, Metazoa, Chordata, Actinopteri, Cyprinodontiformes, Cyprinodontidae. The annotation marks the transcript as partial. The record is from RefSeq and is a predicted model, not a curated record. The transcript is spliced from 4 exons.